AUGAUGAUUGUAAUACAAACGGUAUUCUUUAAGCAACCAUGGUCAUCAUGGACGGACCGACACACACACACCUUGGCCCCCUACGUCACAAAAUUACGCAUAAUACAAACUGUCAAACUCAUUAUUCCACUUCACUCGACAUUGAUGAUCGGAUUACGUGCUGACCUCCCCGGCACGUGGGAACUACUAGUAGCCAACGCCGGCAUAGCCACCAUGCAUACCGCCGUCACCCGCUUCAACACCGUCGUUCUCCUUGACCGAACCAACAUCGGCCCUACAAGGAAAAUGCUCCGUCCAGGCCACUGCCGUAUAGACCCACAAGAUCCACUUCUGAAACGCGACUGCUAUGCUCAUUCCGCCCUCUUUGACCCUGCUACUGGACUAAUUCGACCCUUGAUGAUCCUCACCGACACUUGGUGUUCCUCCGGUCAGUUUCUCCCCGACGGCACUCUCCUCCAAACCGGCGGCGAUCGUGACGGGGUCAAGAAAAUACGCAAGUUCAUCCCGUGUGAGAAAACAUCGUUUUGUGAUUGGGAAGAACUCGAGGAGGUUGAAUUAGCACAAGGUAGAUGGUAUUCAACCAACCAAAUACUUCCCGACGGGUCGGUGAUCAUCGUUGGUGGUCGCGCCACCGCUAGUAUUGAAUUUUUUCCUUCACGACACGGUGGCGGUGCUGUGAAUUUUCCGUUUCUUGCUGAAGCAGAGGAUACACAAAUGGACAAUCUUUACCCCUAUGUUCAUCUGCUCCCCAAUGGUCACUUAUUCGUAUUUGCCAAGAACAGAGCUGUAUUAUACGACUAUACUAAUAACAAAGUAUUGAAACAAUACCCAAAAUUGGACGGCGGCCCACGUAAUUAUCCGUCGGCGGGUUCAUCGGCGAUGCUCGCUUUGAGAGGGGAUCACUCCUCUGCAACCAUCGUCGUUUGUGGCGGAGCACAAUUUGGAGCAUUCAUUGAGAGGAACACUGAUACACCGGCUCAUGGUAGCUGCGGUCGAAUCGAGGCUACUGAAUUAACCGCUGUUUGGGAAAUGGAAGACAUGCCAUUUGGUCGGAUUAUGGGUGAUAUGGUGCUGCUUCCGACUGGUGAUGUUUUGAUUAUAAAUGGAGCAGAAGCUGGAACUCAAGGAUUUGAAAUGGCAUCCCAACCAUGUUUAUAUCCACUUUUGUACGGACCAGAUGAACCAGUGGGUCUCCGAUUCAUGACUUUAAACCCAGGUUCAGUGCCUAGAAUGUAUCAUUCCACUGCUAAUUUGCUUCCCGACGGUAGAAUUUUGAUCGCCGGUAGCAAUCCACAUUAUUUCUACAAGUUCGAGGCCGAAUUUCCUACAGAAUUGAGAAUAGAAGCUUUUUCGCCGGAAUAUUUGUUGGCGGAGAAGGCGAACAUUCGGCCUACAAUCCUUGAGUUACCUGAGAAGAUACACUACGGAGGUGGUUUUGAUGUGGUGGUGACGACGGAGCUUCCGGUGGUGGGGAUAAUUGAGGUAAAUAUUGCAAGUGCGCCUUUUGCGACUCAUUCAUUCUCACAGGGUCAGAGGCUGGUGAAAUUGGCCGUUUCAAGUGCAGUGCCGGAUGCAGUGGGGUCUUAUAGGAUUUCAUGUACGGCGCCACCGGACGGGAGGGUAGCGCCGCCGGGAUAUUAUAUGGUGUUUGCUGUAAAUACAGGUGUUCCGAGUGUUGCAAAAUGGGUGAAGCUGCUUUAG
Messenger RNA from Lactuca virosa, 1701 nucleotides. Lineage: Eukaryota; Viridiplantae; Streptophyta; Magnoliopsida; Asterales; Asteraceae. The record is from the annotation of a GenBank genome assembly.